CAAGUCACGAGCACAGCCAGAAGUUGAUGGAGGACAGCAGCUUUCACGAAGCGGAAGGCGACGAGCACGUCAACUGUUCCCCACCCUCAUCAGACCGCUCGAUUACACCGAUCAAUAUCACCCAGGAGCGAGCAUCAUCGACCCCCAUCUCCAUCCCCUCGAGACAAGAGCCCAACACAAAAUGAUCGCACCAGCCGCUCGCAACCUCGCUCGCGCUGCUGUUCGACGAGCAGGCGCAACAGCCUCUGCCCAACAGCUCCCAGCUGCCGGAGCUCGAUCGCUGUCCAUCUUUGCAGGCGCUGCUCGUCCCUCCACCGGCAGCAUCAGCGCCCAAGCCCAAGCCUUCUCUGCUCCCCAAGCUCGUGGUAUCAAGCACAUCGACUUUGCCGGUGAUGGUCAGGUCGAGACUGUCUACGAGCGCGCCGACUGGCCCAUCGAGAAGCUUCACGACUACUUCAAGAACGAUACUCUCGCUCUGCUUGGCUACGGCUCUCAAGGUCACGGCCAGGGCCUCAACCUUCGCGACCAAGGCUUGAAUGUCAUCGUCGGUGUGCGAAAGGGCGGAGCAUCUUGGAAGGAGGCUCAAGAGGAUGGCUGGGUCGAGGGCAAGAACCUGUUCGACAUUGACGAAGCUGCUCAAAAGGGAACGUACCUGAUGAUGCUCAUGUCUGACGCUGGUGCGUCCGACGCUUACCCCAAGCUAGUCAAGUACAUGACCAAGGGCAAGACCGUCUACUGGUCUCACGGCUUCUCCCCCGUCUUCAAGGACCAGACCGGCAUCGAGGCGCCUAAGGAGUGCGAUGUCAUCCUUUGCGCGCCCAAGGGAUCCGGUCGCACGGUCCGCACACUCUUCAAAGAGGGGCGCGGCAUCAACUCCUCCGUCGCCGUCUACCAAGACAUUACCGGCAAGGCUUUGGAAAAGGCAGUCGCCAUGUCCGUCGCUGUUGGCUCUGGCUACACGUACGAGACGACGUUCGAGAAGGAGGUGUAUUCUGACCUGUACGGAGAGCGUGGAUGCCUGAUGGGAGGUAUUCAGGGCAUGUUCAAGGCUCAGUACGAUGUGCUGCGCGCCAAUGGCCACUCGCCAAGCGAGGCCUUCAACGAGACCUGCGAAGAGGCUCUCAUGAGUCUCUACCCCCUUGUCGGCGAGCACGGCAUGGACUACAUGUACAAGGCCUGCUCCACCACUGCCCGUCGGGGUGCGCUCGACCUGGCUCCUGUCUUCGAGAAGGCCCUCAAGCCCGUCUUUGAGGACCUCUACGCUCGCGUCAAGGACGGAAGUGAGACUAGAAGGACCAUUUCUUUUGCCAGCCAAAAGAACUACCGUGAGCUCUUCGACAAAGAAACUGACGCCAUUGCUGCUCAAGAGAUGUGGCGUGUCGGACACAAGGUCCGCGCCCUCCGUCCCGACCGCGCAGGCAAGGACUUGUAGGCGCUUUUGGGACGCACCUGCCCGGCUCCGGAGAGCUUCGAAGCGUGAUCUGUGAAUCUUUCCGGGGGAGGAGACAUUGGCGAGCAAUUAGCCGGGGAUGACGAGUCGCGCUAACGUGGCCGGAUAGGGCACCUAGCACGCGCAAAAAUGUUGAAUCGAUGCAAUUCAACCGGGCAAAAGACGUUUUCUCGGGGCGAGCGUGCGAGUGACUG
Molecule: messenger RNA, 1644 nt
Organism: Ceraceosorus guamensis
Lineage: Eukaryota; Fungi; Basidiomycota; Exobasidiomycetes; Ceraceosorales; Ceraceosoraceae
Product: ketol-acid reductoisomerase
Exons: 4
Coding region: 182-1432 (416 amino acids)
Biological process (GO): L-valine biosynthetic process
Cellular component (GO): mitochondrion
Molecular function (GO): ketol-acid reductoisomerase activity
Source: RefSeq, a predicted model, not a curated record